AUGGUUUUAAUCAACUUCAGUAAUGUCAAGUAUUUUGGUGAAAUCGAGUUCUGGAUUGGCUUGUUGAAAAUCUUUGCAAUUAUUGGGUUGAUCAUCGUUGGAAUAGUCAUCUUCUUUGGUGGUGCUCCUGCUUCUCACGGUGUUUUGGGAUUCCAUUACUGGAAGACCCCUGGUGCAUUCGUUGAACACUUAACUGAUGGUAAUACUGGAAAAUUCUUGGCAGUUUGGACUUCUAUUAUCAAAUCUGCAUUUGCUUUCAUCCUUUCCCCCGAAUUGAUCACAGCAUGUGCCUCAGAAGCUGAACAUCCAAGGGUCAAUCUACCAAAGGCAACAAAUAGAUUCAUCUACAGAAUGAUCGUCUUCUAUGUUCUAGGAUCUCUUACCAUCGGUGUCAUCGUUGCAUCCAAUGAUCCAAGGUUAUUGGGCGCUCUCUCCCAGGGCUCCUCCACUGCUGCUGCUUCUCCGUUCGUUAUUGGUAUCCAAAAUGCAGGAAUCCCUGUAUUGAACCACAUCAUCAACGCGGCAAUCCUCUCGUCUGCAUACUCGUGCGGUAACUCCCAGUUCUUCUCGGCAACAAGAACCUUGCAUUCUAUGGCCAUCAGAGGGGAGGUUCCAAGGCUGUUUGGUAGAACCAACAGAUGGGGAGUUCCUUACUAUGCUGUCACUCUCACUGCCUUGAUUUCACUGGUUUCUUACUUAAACGUCUCCAAUUCUUCUUCUGUUGUUUUCACGUGGUUAACAAACAUUUCGACUGUCUCAGGAUUCAUUUCUUGGAUAUUCAUUGGUAUCAUUUACUUGCGGUUCAGAAAAGCUAUUGAUUAUCAUAACCUAAAUGACAGAGUGACAUUCAGACCGAAAUUUCAAAUUCCAGGUGCAUAUUUCACCAUCUUCUUUUUCACCUUAAUCUCAAUCACUAAUGGUUAUGGCGUCUUUUUUAAUUUCAAUGGCUCUGAUUUUGUUGCUGCUUAUAUCACCUUACCAAUCGUCUUUAUUCUAUAUGUUGGUCAUAUGCUUUGGUAUAGAAACUGGAAACUUUUCACUCCAUCUCGACAAAUCGAUUGUUUCACUGGUCUCGAAGAGGUAGAAAAAGAUGAAGCAAAUUAUAUCGAACCUGUGCCUAAAAACUGGAUUAUGAAAGUCUACUAUUGGUUGUGUUGA
This is a messenger RNA of Pichia kudriavzevii, 1158 nucleotides long. RefSeq lists its product as uncharacterized. Gene Ontology annotation, molecular function: amino acid transmembrane transporter activity. Bases 1 to 1158 code for a protein of 385 amino acids. Lineage: Eukaryota; Fungi; Ascomycota; Pichiomycetes; Pichiales; Pichiaceae. The record is from RefSeq and is a predicted model, not a curated record. The transcript has a single exon. Gene Ontology annotation, biological process: amino acid transmembrane transport. Gene Ontology annotation, cellular component: membrane.